AUGAAUCAAAUAUUGCUUUGCGGUGAUGGUGCUGUUAGAGGAACUUCUGGUCAAGCAGGUGUAGGUUGUGUAGGGAGAGACAGUGAAGGAAGAUGCAUUGGUGCUUUCUCAGGAGGGAUUGGAAUUGCAACUGCAUACAUUGCUGGAGUUAUAGCUUUGGUUAUAGCUGGAGAAUGGGCUUUAAAAAGAGGAUACAUGAACAUUUGUUUCAGUAUGAACUCCAAAGCAGUUUUAACAGCUUUUAUGUCAGAGAGAGUUCCUUGGAUAGUCAAGCAUAGAUGGAAGAUCAUCAAGAAAUAUAUGAGGAACAUUACAUUCAGACAUUUAUAUAGUGUGAUUAAUUUCUCUGCUACAAAAAUGGCAAAAAAAUGA
Molecule: messenger RNA, 372 nt
Organism: Papaver somniferum (opium poppy)
Lineage: Eukaryota; Viridiplantae; Streptophyta; Magnoliopsida; Ranunculales; Papaveraceae
Exons: 1
Coding region: 1-372 (123 amino acids)
Molecular function (GO): nucleic acid binding; RNA-DNA hybrid ribonuclease activity
Source: RefSeq, a predicted model, not a curated record